AUGCGUGGACGAUGGAAGGCUGGCCGGCCGUGCGCGACUGGGAAGUCGCCGUCGCGGCCACCCUCUCCCUUCUCCGCAAUCCGCAAAUGCGGCAAGAACGACCCGUCGUCUCCACUAACAGCCCGCUACUGCUACUCGGCUCUGCACCGCCUCAAUAUCUCGUCUUCCGUACACAUCCUACGAUGCUGUACAAACGCUCCAUUUGCCGGGCUGCCGUCCACUGCCUCACAGUGCAUCGCCAUGCCAAAUCCAUCUCGGCAAACUCUGGUUCCCCCGUCGUUGCUGUUCGCCCACCUGCGAAACCCGCAACAUGCCAUAUUUGGACUCGUCGUUAAAGCGCGUGCCCCUGCAUCACUGGCUCCUUUGCAAUGA
Bipolaris victoriae FI3 is the source of this 372-nucleotide messenger RNA. RefSeq lists its product as hypothetical. NCBI's taxonomy places the organism in Eukaryota, Fungi, Ascomycota, Dothideomycetes, Pleosporales, Pleosporaceae. The record is from RefSeq and is a predicted model, not a curated record. The coding region runs from base 1 to 372 and encodes 123 amino acids. The transcript has a single exon.